This is a messenger RNA of Exophiala spinifera, 1155 nucleotides long. RefSeq lists its product as uncharacterized. The record is from RefSeq and is a predicted model, not a curated record. Gene Ontology annotation, molecular function: oxidoreductase activity, acting on the CH-OH group of donors, NAD or NADP as acceptor. NCBI's taxonomy places the organism in Eukaryota, Fungi, Ascomycota, Eurotiomycetes, Chaetothyriales, Herpotrichiellaceae. The coding region runs from base 1 to 1155 and encodes 384 amino acids. The transcript is spliced from 2 exons.
AUGGUUUCUUCGGCGUCGGCAGCGCCUCACUCCAGAUCGUCACAACCAAAGCCAUGGCACCGAGUCAUCACCCUGGAUUUGAUACUGCUCAUUCUGGCCAACUCGGUUUUCCACCCGUACAUCACCUUCAUCUUCUACCUGUGCAUCGCGGCGCUGCACAAGCACCGCGAACCCAUCGCAUACUACACGCUGUGGUACACGGGGUUCUUGGCCGUGGUGGAGGUCGCGGUGUGGACGAACCAGCGCAUCACGUACGGCAAGCACAGGAUUGUGGCGUGGGAGAACGAGGUCGUCGUCAUCACGGGCGGAGCUAACGGUCUGGGGAGGGUGUUGGCGGAGAUCCUACUUCGCAAGGGCGUGAGUGUCGCCGUCUUGGAUGUCAGAGAACCGGACGAGGAGGCGAGAGAGACGAUGGAGCGGUGGGAUCUCCUCUGGGAGGUCGUGGACGUUAGUGAUGCGAAGAAAGUCGACGAGGCGAUUGAGAAGGUUGUAAAGGAGCUCGGUCCUCCAACGAUCCUCGUCAACAAUGCAGCAUCGACCGUCACAGGUCUCCCGAUACUACCACUACUACCAUCAUCAGCGUUAACAUCGUCCCAUCCCAACGGGCCGAGUUCUACACUCUCGCCAACUCAAGCGAGCAAGACGUUAUCCGUCAACACCAUCUCGCAUUUCAACCUCCUCUCGGCCGUCUUGCCACACUUGAUCUCGUCAAAGACCGGUGCACACGUCGUCUCCAUCUCCUCUGUCCUAGCACACCUCUCGCCCGCCUCUCUGGCAGACUACAGCGCCUCCAAAGCCGCAGUGGCCACUCUCCACAAGACCCUGUGCCACGAACUCCGGGCCCAUCCCGAUCCUAGCGUGUUUGCCAAGGUCAAGACUCUGCUCGUCGAACCCGGGCAACUCGACACGCAGCUCUUUGCGGGUAUCACAUCCGUCCCCUUCUACGCGCACUUUUUCGGUCCCGUACUCACGGCCCAGGAGGUGGCCAAGGAGAUCAUCCGCACCAUUGAGCGUGGCGACGGAGGUGUCAUCAGGAUGCCAUUUUACGCAAAGUGUAUGCCCUUGUUCGAUAUGCUUCCGGGCACGUUACAGCUGUGCGUGCGCUGGUUCAGUGGUGUCGACGCUGCCAUCACCCAGAGGAACAAGAAAGCUUGA